Messenger RNA from Thlaspi arvense, 1144 nucleotides. The record is from the annotation of a GenBank genome assembly. Lineage: Eukaryota; Viridiplantae; Streptophyta; Magnoliopsida; Brassicales; Brassicaceae.
AUAAGAUUACUUAAAAAAAAAUCUUAUCCUUUCUCUGGUGAAGAAGAGAAAGAUGAGUUCCGUUGGCCAAAGCAUUCUCAUGGCAUUAACAGUAACUGUUAACAAAUACGCUUCCUCCAAUGUUCAAGCGGUACGCAGGAACGAAACCAAACGCGAUUGUUUAACCGCUUCAACCACUGAUUUAGGACGCAGAAACAUCCUCUUCUCUUCCUCUUCCUUCAUCGCCGCCGCUUUGACCACCAGCGAUCAGCUUCUCCAGAAGUAUUUGAAGAAGACUGAGGAAAACAAAACCAAGAACGAUAAAGAGAGAUUGGACAGUUAUUACAAGAGGAAUUAUAAAGACUACUUUGAGUUUGUGGAAGGAUCUAUAAAGGGAAAGACAGAAGCAGAGCUCACCGAGUCUGAGAAACGGAUUCUUGAGUGGCUCAAGUCCAACAAAUGAUGAUGAUGAUGAAAAGUUUUUUUCGUGUCUAUGAAACUUUAAAAAACUGUUCAGUAAUUUAUAAAUAUUAUUUCAUAUGGUUUUCGAAUCUGUUUCUUCCCAAAAAUACCCUAAUUUAGAGAAGCGAAGGAGCACCACUGCACCAGAAUCCAAGCUGAAGUUUGUGGACGCAAUGACCGAGUCAAGCUGAAGCUCGUUGUCUCCAUGGAAGAGAGAGGUUUCGAAAGAAUCUAAACGUCUAUAAGGAUGUGCUUAAACCGUCCCUUUCACGGAUAAGAGCUUAUCUACCAAAUCUACAGUUGCCAAGUUCUUGAAACCGUCAUCGGCCAGACACAUUUUGUAGCCUCCUUAUGGUUUCCGAGCCGACCAGAUCAUAAUGCCUUUCACUUGUGGGUGUGAGUGUGCUUCUCUCAGUACACAAGACCAAGCAUUAGAUGGUUUCUUGUAUCUCACGUCAUCCUUCUUAUGUGGUUUCUAAGUAAAGCUUUUCUUUUCCCUGAUAACCUCCUCUUUGAACAUCACUCUCGGAAAGCCAUAUUUGUCAAGUAUGGACCUCGUGUAAGGAAGAUUAACUAGAGUGGACCAAUGUCCAUCUAAACUAAUCUCUGGUGGAAUUCUUUGGUUAAACCACUGAAUCAUUUUCAUCUAACUCUAAGUACUUAUCCGGCGUGGUUUUUGAGUCUCGCUUCCAUUGUCUUGUAC